AUGGCGUGUCUAGGCGGCAUUCGUGUGAACGUUGUAGAGGCGCGUGGCAUCCUGGCGGCCGACAUGGGCGGUACCAGCGACCCAUAUGUGACCAUCACUCUGCUGGACUCCAAAGGUACCGUGAUGCCUGCGGGUGGCACCUUCAAGACGAACGUCAUCAAGAAAACGCUGAGUCCUCGUUGGGACGAGACGUUCGUGGUGGCCGAUAAGCUCGAUCUGCGUGUCGUGUCGACGCUGCGACUGCUGCUACGCGACUCGGACAAUGGCUUCCUGAGCGACGCCGUACUGGGCGUCGUGGAUAUCCCUGCGUCGCUGCUUAUUGAGCUCAAGGAGCCACUGGACAACUGGUUCCAGCUCACCAAGCACGAGAAGAUGAAGAAGGACUCCAAGGGCGAACUCCGCGUUGUACUGGAGCGACUCGUACCCGAGGAGUCCAUGGCCGGCAGAGGCACAGGAGUGAACAUCAACCCCAUGCUGGAGAUGAAACCUUCGGCCGUGAGCAACGAGCCGCCCAACCUGCUCUACGUGACGCUGAAAUCGGGCAACAAUCUGCUCGGUAUGGAUAAUAACGGCACAACAAGUGACCCUAUUGUGUUUUUCACAUUCAACGGACAGAAACACGAGUCCACGAAGAAGGAGAAGACGCUCAAACCUCAGUGGAACGAGAAGUUCGGCUUCUUCGCCCCCGACGUGAAGAACAAUUUGUCCAUUUUAGUGGAAGAUUAUGACGUUACGAUCAACGACUUUAUGGGCAAAGCAGACGUGUCUUUAAGAGAUCUACAGCCCAAUGUGGAGAAGAAUAUCACAGUGGAACUGGGCGGCAAGAAGGGCAAGAAGGACAAACAGGAGCGGGGAUAUCUGUUACUAACACUGUUAUGGACGUACGAUAAGGACGCGCGGGAUAUCGCAGCGAAGAAGAAGAAAUCGACCUUUUUACCGAACUUUGGAGUGCCCGAUCAAGACUACGACUCGGAUGAUAACGAUGGCGUGGAGAUUGACGACAGUGCUGCCAAUAAAAAGUCAGAAGAAGAACUGAAGAAAGAACGAGAAGAGAAAGCGGAGAAGCAGGCGGCGUUAAUGUCCGAGUUGAGCAGCUUUGAGAUCAAAUCGGGUGACUACAAUGUGCAGGUUCACGUCAUUGAAGCGCGCGACCUGGUGCCCAAGGACUCCACUGGAACAUCCGAUCCAGUCGUGUAUGUGGAAGUGUUUGGAGAGAAACAACAGACUGCCGUGAAGAAGCAAGUGCUCAGUUGUUUCUGGGACGAUCUACUGAUCUUCCCGUUCCGUAACUUGGACAAGUCUGAAGUCGAGAUGGGUUACGUUCGCUUGAGUGUCAUGGACGCCAACACGUUCCAACGAGCGGAACUCAUCGGCGCCGCGCAAUUCGAUGUGUCGUACAUUUAUUCUCAAGCGAACCAUCAGCUGGCCAACGUCUGGAUCGGUCUUACGGACAUCGCGAACACUACAAACCAAGGUAUUCAGGGAUAUCUGCGAGCUUCCAUCUCUAUCAUCGGACCAGGAGACAAACUCGUGCCACCUCCGUCUCCAUUCGGCGAAGGAGCGUCGUCAGACAUGAACAACGUCAUCAUGCCACCCAGUGUCACUCAACACGUGCGCUUCUUAGGCGCCGUCAUCCAUGUAGCUGAACAUUUGCCACCGAUGGAUGUUGCUGUGGUCGGAAGAGGUGGUCUGGAUGCUUACGUUAAGGGGUCCAUCGCUGGAGGAGACGCAAUUCGCACCCGUGUACGCACUAAGAAAGGUCGACGAGACGAGCUCUGUCCGAGCUUUAAUGAAGAGCUGAUGCUGGUUAUCCGUGAGCCGUCGAUGGCUGAUUCCAUCCAGUUGGCUGUGUACGAUUGGGAUCAAGUGGGAUCAGACGAGUUGGUGGGGUAUGUGUACCAGAGCGUGAAGCUCGUCAAGGCGAUGGGUGGGAAGAUCGGACCGUUCUGGGCCAAUAUCUACGGCGCUCCACUGCGCCUCAAGUCGGUUGGGAUUGGCGACUCGAUGAAGAAGCAGAUGAACACGUAUCCUGACAUUGCCAGCACCUACCGCGGUCGUCUUCUCAUUACGCUGCGUGUAUUGGACAAUGACGACAACUCGUUCGACGAAACGAACCAGAAGCGCAACACGAAGCGCAUUCCUCGAGAUCUGUACCCUCGAGAGCGCAUCUAUCGACUGCGAGCGCACUUUGUAUGGGGCAGCCAGAUCCCGUCGUUCAUGAGCUCCAAACGUCCCGGACAGAAGGCCAAGAUGCAGCUGGUGAUGUCUUGUGGUCUCAAUGAGAUUGCGUCGUCCCGGAAUCGUAACGUGAACGGGACUGUGGAGUGGAAUAACAUGGAAGAGAGCGAGAAGAUGUUGCUCCCCGAAGAUCUGUCUCAAGUGCCUGAUAUCUUCUUGUAUCUGUGCAGAGGAGAGGGAGAUACCCGCAAGGCUGUGUGCUUCCGUCGCUUUACUGCAAAGGAGUUGUUCGAGGGCCGUCCAGCUCGCGAUAAUGAUACGGGUUUUGCUGGUGGAUUCAACAAUGAAGUGGACUGGAUAUCGAUGAAGGAAGACCAAGCUAUCGACGCAUUAGAGGACGAGACGUUCCCUGGUAAUGUGCUGGUACGUAUGGGCUUUGGAACGGAAGAAAUGGCGAUGCAGACGGCAUGGGAUCGCUCCGACUUGGACGCAGUGAAUAAACGUAUCCCGUACCAGUUACGUGUGCACAUUUAUCAAGGUCGACGACUCCCUCCUGCUGACUCCAAUGGCCUUUUGGAUCCGUUCCUGGUUGUUCGAUGCAUGGGGGAGGAGAUGCUGACUUCCAAGAAGAAGAAAACGAGAGAUCCAUUGUGGUACGAGACGCUGCACUUUGACGUUAACUUACCAGAACUCAAGUAUGCACCUCAAGUGAUGCUGCGCGUCAUGGACUACGACGACUUUGACUCGAAUGACUUCGUCGGUCUAGCUGCUCUCAACCUCUCAGACGCAGUGAUCCGGUCGUCAGAUCAAGUGGCUGGCGAGCACCAGCCGUCUCUCCCAGACCCUCAAUGGCAUCGCAUCAUGUUCCAGGAACCCGGAGACUGUGAAGGUGAAAUCCUGGCAUCUUUGGAGCUUAUCCGCAAGCAAUUUCCGGAUGAAACAGUGCGACGAGCGCCGUCCAUUGUACCGAGGAACCGUAAGGCGUUCUUGGAGAUCACCGUCUUGGGUCUGCGCAACAUGGAGCCGUACCAGUUCUUGCCUAUUCAACUGCCAUUUGUCGAGUUCGUUCUGGGUGGUAAGGACCACGCAGCACAGGAAAUGAUCACGGAAAAGUCCAAACGUCCGUCUGGGAGCAACCCCAACUUCCUGCAGCGUAUCGUCAAAGAGGUUGAGUUGCCUGAGAACGCGCACUUUGCGCCCCGAUUGAACAUUAUUGUGAAGGACACUCGACUCGGAGGUUUCCAGACGCCCAUUGUGGGCUCAGCGUCAAUUGAAAUGAGCUCCAAGAUCCCGUGGUCCAAGCAUUAUCGUCCGCCACAGAACGAUACGCUGGCUGAGAUUGAGCUGGAAUCUGCAGACGAAUGGGGAGACGACGCGCCUCUAUUGGGCAAAGUAGUCAAGCCGGACGACUCGCCUGGAAUGGAGUCGGUGGAUAAUGGUGCUGGAGUCUUCGGGGCGUUGAAGAGUAUGGGCGUGGACUUUGAUCCUAAUGGAGCCUUUGAAGAAGCCUCGUCUAGACACUCGACGCUGGCUGGAGAAGAGGACGAUCCGGACUCAAAGAAAUACUUGAAACACCGCGAAUUACUGGACGGUGAUCUGGAAUCCGAGCUUAAAACAACCCCGUUCGAGAAGUAUGGACUGCAUAUUGGCCAGAAGAAGAAGAAAUCGUCUCUUCUGGCUGCGAUCAACCCGUUCGCCAAGAAAUCUCGAGGUGUUGGAGACGAUGUGGGCAUGUACAAGAUGGCUGGAUACUUCAAGGGGUUGAUCCGAGUCAUUGAACGAGAGGAUGAAAAACCGCUGUUCGACUUUGAUACAUUACUCCAGACUCUCCCGUAUGAAGUGCGUGUGUACGUCUUGGACGGCGUGGGCUUUGCUCCGAUGGAUAUCGGAUUGAAUGGCCGUCCUGGUAAAUCGGACCCUUAUUUGCGCUUAAAACUGGGAGACAAGAAGAUCAGCGACCGCAAGAAUUACAUCGAAGACACGACGGACCCGGAUUUCUACAAGAUGUUCAUGUUUAACGCCAAGCUCCCGGGUGCCAGCAUCUUGACGAUCGAAGCGAUGGACCACGACCUCAUUGGAGGCGACGACUUGAUCGGAAAGACCACGAUUGACCUCGAAGAUCGACUGUUUGACAGGAGAUGGCAGGCCAUGGGCAAGAUGUACGAGACGUCCAGUCGACUGCGCUUGAAGCCACUGGAGACGCGGACACUGAACAUCCCGACGUCGCGAGCACCGAUGGGUACCGUCAAGUUGUGGGUCGACAUUUUGAGUCCUGCCCAAGCGCACGACUAUCCAGCGAUCGAUAUUUCGUUGCCUCCACCCGUCGAUAUGGAGCUGCGCGUGGUGGUCUGGAAGGCGCGGAAUGUGCCGUCAUUUGACACGCUGGAAGACAUGAAUGAUCUGUUCUUCCGCUGCUGGAUGGAAGGAUCGGAUUACCAGGAGACGGACAUUCAUUGGCGUGCGAAGAAGGGCAAAGGCUCGUUCAAUUGGCGGAUGAAGUUCCCAAUCACGCUGGGUCAUAAGCAAACCAACACCAAGAUCCCGUACUUCCACAUCCAAGGCUGGGACAAGGACGUGCUGUCUGCUAACGAUGCGAUCGGAGAGCACACGUUGGACCUUGGACCGUAUUUCCGUCGCGCUUACAAGCUCAAGUCGAACGUUCAAGUGUAUGAGGAUGACGAGGAGACGAGGAAGAAGAAGAAGAAGGCGUCGUCCGAUGAUGACGCGGCGGUCAAGAAGAUCCGAGAGGCGACGGGACUCUGGGAUGAGGACGACCCGGCGGAUUCCAAGUGGCUGAAGCUGGAAAGUCUCGACCACAAGACGAACACUCGAAACUUCAUGGGCGAAGUGUGUGUGUCACUCGAGUUGGUUCCAGCGGAGAACGCGAAGAAGAAUCCCGUGGGUCAGGGCCGCUCUUCGCCCAACAACUCGCCGUAUCUGCCUCCUCCGGCUGGACGUUUGUCGUUCUCGUUGAACCCGUUCAAGGUGCUCAACGAUCUACUGGGCCCUUCCAUCUGUCACCGACUUACAUGCUGCUUCUGCUGCAUCCUGUUCAUGGUGCUGGUCUAUUUCUUGGCUCCGUUCAUCAAUGUGGCCAUCAUUACGCUCAAAGGAUAA
Molecule: messenger RNA, 5295 nt
Organism: Phytophthora nicotianae INRA-310
Lineage: Eukaryota; Oomycota; Peronosporomycetes; Peronosporales; Peronosporaceae
Exons: 1
Coding region: 1-5295 (1764 amino acids)
Biological process (GO): plasma membrane organization
Source: RefSeq, a predicted model, not a curated record